Colletotrichum truncatum is the source of this 2064-nucleotide messenger RNA. The record is from RefSeq and is a predicted model, not a curated record. Lineage: Eukaryota; Fungi; Ascomycota; Sordariomycetes; Glomerellales; Glomerellaceae.
AUGACUGAUACCCCUCUCAAGGUAGCUAUCCUUAUCGUCUCGACGACGGCUUCGAAGGAUCCUUCGACAGAUAAGUCUGAGCUUGUCUUAAAAGACGUUAUUGAACGGGAAGGGGGAGGCAACUGGAUAGUAUCCGACAGCAAGAUUGUGCAAGAUCAUGUUCCGCAGAUCCAGCGCCAGAUCAUGCUGUGGGCAGAUGUUGGGCCAGAAGACGGAGUCAACUUGAUCCUCACCACAGGCGGUACUGGCUUCGCUGUAUCAGACAGCACUCCGGAGGCUGUCGGCGCUCUCCUUCACAAACCUGCGCCUGGUCUUGUCCACGGGAUGCUCGCCGCCUCGCUUGCAGUCACUCCAUUUGCCAUGAUGUCCAGACCAGUAGCAGGCGUCAGAAACAACACAGUCAUUGUUACAUUGCCAGGCUCUCCCAAGGGAGCAAAGGAGAAUCUUCAAGCCAUUCUGAAGACGUUGCCUCAUGCCUGCGUCCAAGCUGCCGGGGCUGACUCUAGAGCACUCCACCAAGGCGGCGUGAAGAAGCUUGAGUCCGACGCUGGCAUCGGUGGUCAGGGUGCAACCUCGGCAGCUGCACCCAAGCCUCAGAAAGAACAUCACCACUCCCACGCCCAUGCCCACAGCCAUGACCAUAAGCAUGGCCACGGCCACAGUCAUGGACAUGGACAUGGAGGGCUUGUAAGACACACUAAGCCUGAAGACAACCCGUUGUCGAAUGAUCCGAGCUUGGGCCCCUCUCGCAGGUACAGAGAAUCGCCUUACCCUAUGCUGGAAGUAGAUGAUGCUCUGCGACUCAUAAAUGACUUUACCCCUGACGCUGAAAUUGUCACAUCAAAGGUCAACGUGAACGUUGUGAACUCAGUUCUAGCAGAGGAUGUUACUGCCAGAGAAAGCGUACCCGCAUUCCGCGCAAGCAUAGUCGAUGGAUACGCCGUCGUCGUGCCAAAGGAUGGCAACAUGAAGGGCGUCUUCCCCGUCACCGCUGUAUCUCACGCUGCUCCAGGUGAAGCCAAGACCUUGAAGGAAGGAGAGAUCGCCAGAAUUACAACUGGAGCUCCGCUACCCCCGGGAGCUACUUCCGUUAUUAUGGUGGAGGACACUAUUCUCAAGUCCAAGACCGACGACGACAAAGAAGAGAAGGAAGUUGAAAUCUUAGCUGAGGGUGUCAAGCCUGGCGAAAACAUCAGGGAGGUUGGCAGCGACAUACAAGAAGGUAGCGUCAUCCUCAAGAAGGGCGAGCAAAUCUCUGGUGUUGGCGGCGAGAUUGGCCUUCUGGCAGCUGUUGGUGUCGCUGAGGUCAAGACCUACAAGCGGCCUGUCGUUGGCAUACUCUCUACAGGCGACGAAAUCAUUGAGCCGGACAGGCCUGGCGGUCUGCGUCUGGGCGAAGUUAGAGACACUAACCGCAUCACGCUCAUGUCUGCCGCCCGGCAGUGGGGUUUCGAGGUCAUCGACCUUGGUAUUGCUCGCGACAAGCCGGGCUCUCUGGAGGAAAACCUGCGCGAAGGGCUGCGCCGUAGCGACCUGCUUAUUACCACGGGCGGUGUCUCAAUGGGUGAGCUUGACCUUCUCAAGCCUACCAUCGAGCGCUCCCUAGGCGGGACGAUCCACUUCGGCCGUGUGGCCAUGAAGCCAGGCAAGCCGACUACCUUCGCCACCGUGCCAGUCAAGACGACGCUUGGCGACCGCGUCACUAAGACCGUCUUCUCCCUGCCAGGUAACCCGGCUUCGGCUUUGGUUACUUUCCACCUUUUCGUCCUACCAGCGCUCCACAAGCUCUCCGGAAUUGUGCCAGCGGGUCUGCCCAAGGUCCCCGCGACGCUGGCUCAUGAUUUCUCCCUGGACAAGGUGCGGCCGGAAUACCAUCGUGCGAUUGUGACGGUUGGUAAGGACGGCGUCCUGUCUGCCAGUAGCACCGGUGGCCAGAGAAGCUCCAAGGUCGGAAGUCUGCGGUCUGCUAAUGCACUGCUUGCAUUGCCAAAGGGACCAGAGCCCUUGAAGAAGGGAACCAAGGUCGAGGCUUUACUUAUGGGUGACGUGCGGGUGGAGUACUAA